This is a messenger RNA of Venustampulla echinocandica, 2718 nucleotides long. RefSeq names its product TPR-like protein. The record is from RefSeq and is a predicted model, not a curated record. NCBI's taxonomy places the organism in Eukaryota, Fungi, Ascomycota, Leotiomycetes, Helotiales, Pleuroascaceae. Gene Ontology annotation, molecular function: protein binding; RNA polymerase II cis-regulatory region sequence-specific DNA binding; chromatin DNA binding. The transcript has 8 exons. The coding region runs from base 1 to 2718 and encodes 905 amino acids. Gene Ontology annotation, biological process: regulation of gene expression.
AUGGCGACCCAUCAUCCAUCGCCUCCAGCAGGCAUGCAAUUGCACCAUGGCCCGCCAGUCGGGCCUCCGCCUCCAGGUAUGCCACCGCAACCAGCGCAGUGGCCUGCGGCUCAACAGCUCGCGGCGAUGAAUGAGGCCGUGUGGCUUCAAAUUGGGAGUCUUGCAGAGCUCGUGGGCAAUCUCGAUGAGGCAAUGGUGGCUUAUGAACAUGCGCUCCGUGCAAAUUCCAGAUCCAUACCGGCGAUGAACGCGAUCAGUUGCAUUCUUCGGACCCAGGAACAGUUUCAUAAGGCUGUUGAAUAUCUUCAGAGCAUUCUCAAGCUAGAUGGGAAUAAUGGAGACGUCUGGGGAAGUCUCGGCCACUGCUACCUAAUGAUGGAUGAUUUGCAGCAAGCAUAUACAGCAUACCAGCAAGCUUUGUACCACCUACGGGAUCCAAAGGAACCAAGGCUUUGGUAUGGCAUCGGGAUCCUGUAUGACCGUUAUGGCUCCCUUGAGCAUGCCGAGGAAGCGUUCUCGCAAGUCAUGCGGAUGCAGCCUGAUUUCGAAAAGGCCAGUGAGAUAUACUUCCGUCUCGGCAUAAUCUAUAAGCAGCAGCAGAAGUACCAGCAAAGUCACGAGUGUUUCCGAUAUAUUCUUUCAGUGCCACCAUCACCAUUGACGGAAGAUGAUAUCUGGUUCCAAAUUGGGCAUGUUUAUGAACAACAGAAAGACUACGAAAACUCGAAAGCGGCCUACACGCGGGUUCUUGAUAGAGACCCGAAUCAUGCAAAGGUCCUCCAGCAGCUUGGCUGGUUGCAUCACCACCAAAGCAACAGCUUCUCAAUCCAAGAGCGCGCUGUUGAGUAUCUUCAGAAAUCCGUGAGCUCCGACCAAAACGACGCACAAACCUGGUAUUUACUUGGUCGGUGCUACAUGGCACAACAGAAGUACCCAAAAGCGUAUGAGGCCUAUCAACAAGCCGUCUAUCGCGACGGGCGGAACCCAACAUUCUGGUGCUCGAUUGGCGUUUUGUACUUCCAGAUCAACCAGUACCGAGAUGCACUUGAUGCAUACUCCCGCGCGAUACGCCUGAACCCGUACAUCUCCGAGGUCUGGUACGACCUAGGGACUUUGUAUGAGUCCUGUAACAAUCAAAUCAGCGAUGCAUUAGAUGCAUAUCAGCGGGCUUCAGAACUCGACCCGUCCAACGUCAACAUCAAGGCUCGCAUCCAGCUGCUACGGAACGGACAGACUAAUGGACUUCCCGUGCAGACGAGCGCACCACUUCCUCAAGAUGUCCAUCCUCAAGCAUAUCAAGCUACCGGUGCCGUGGGACCUCCAGGGCCUCAGUGGGGUAACGCGGGCCCUCAGCCUCAAACCGCACCACCUGCGCUUGUCAGCGGUUGGGGUAGUCGACUAGCUGAGCUCAAUCCUCCGCCUCAGCCUGGAAAUCCAUAUGACAUACGAGAGGCUCCUCGCGGUCCUGGUCCCGUGCCGCCGAUCCCACGCGGACCAAGCCCAAGGCAAGAGCAACAAAUGCGACCUUAUCCAGGCCCAGGCCCCGCGCCUGAUCGGGGGCCUCCUGGAGGGCCUCCGCCGCCGCCCCCGCGGGCCCGAUCACCACCUCGUGAGCACCAUCCUGCUAUGGGGCCAUAUCCUGGGCAAGGCCUCCCACAGCCUCAACCCCAGCCAGCACCGCCAUCCCAACCCCAGCGAGUCCUGAAUCCGAACUAUGCUGGACCUCCCGGUUCAAGCUCCUCCAAUGUGCUUCCUCCAGCACCAAGCAAUGUGAACGGCUCUGGCCCUGGGGGGUCUUUGCCACCAUUCGGACGGGGCAACAGCCCUAGGACAGAGAUCCGUCCGAUCAUGGAUAAUAAUCGGCUGGCAUCGCCGAAAUCUGGCUUUCCACAUCAGCAACCAUAUCCUCAUCACCCAGAUAUUUCUAACCCUGGUGGCAUCGAAGGCGGUGCUCCGCCUCCAGCAUCUGCUCUUGCCGCCCAAGAAGCGGCAGCAGAACGCAACGGGGAUCGACCUAACUCAGUUGGCCCAAAGCGAAUGCGGGAAUGGGAAGAUGAGCAACCAUCAAUGAAGAAGCCGGCAUCUGAUGAGAACCGAGCCCGGAUGGAUGAUAUGCAUCAUCGUAGGCUCUCAACGCCUCCUCGAGAACCUUUCCGCCGCAGCUCUUCAGAAGUUCGUCUUUUCGAAGAACAGCGGCGCAUGGAUGACCAGCGUCGUGUCGAAGAUCAGAGACGAGUGGAGGAUCAACGUCGUGAAGAGCAGCGUCGGGCCAACGAUAAUUACCACCCAUCUGAAGCAGCACACCACCCUCCAACUCACGCAGUGCCUAAUCACCUACCCCCCAUCCAAGGACCUGCUAGCGUGCACACACCUGUGCACGAGCUACCGCCGCCUCCCCCUGCCCCACCCGCACCCAAAGAGUACGCGGUUGAUGAACGUGAGCGCGAAAGAGAACGCAUGGAUCAUGGGCCACCUGCUCCUCCACCUCCCCCUCCUGUUCUGGUUGGGGAGCCGGAGCGGGCAGCACGGAAGAUGGAAGUUGAUGAAGACUACGACGAUGAUGGGGAAGAGGAUAAGAAGGGAGUGGUUGCGGCGGCAUCAGGAUCUGGCCCAGGUUCUACUUCAGGAGAGGCAAAAGUCACGUCCCCAAGUGGUGUUAACGGCCAUGGCGCAAAUGGAGUUGUAAACGGAGGGUCUAAGGCGGAGCCCUCGACAUGA